This is a messenger RNA of Carcharodon carcharias (great white shark), 5883 nucleotides long. RefSeq lists its product as uncharacterized. The record is from RefSeq and is a predicted model, not a curated record. Gene Ontology annotation, molecular function: zinc ion binding; single-stranded RNA binding; double-stranded RNA binding. The transcript has 15 exons. Gene Ontology annotation, cellular component: precatalytic spliceosome. The coding region runs from base 179 to 2047 and encodes 622 amino acids. Lineage: Eukaryota; Metazoa; Chordata; Chondrichthyes; Lamniformes; Lamnidae.
CCAUCGGAAGUCACAGUUUGACGAAGUCUUCGUCUUUGAAGAAGCGUCGAUCGCGGAAAGCGCCAAUUAUUUGGUCGUCGUGGUUAUCAAUAAUCAUCAAGAUAGAGCUUGGAAUAUCGUACAGUUGCUUUACAAAUUAUCUCCAUCACGCACGGAGGAACUGCACUGAUUUGAAAAAAUGAAUAUUGCUGGCAUGAAAUCCCAGUUUGAAGAGAUUCCAAGAAAUGUUCCCUGUAGCAAGUACUGGUGCGACAUCUGCAAAGUAGCUUGUGUAUCUGCUCUGAAUCUUCAGGAACACAUAAGGGGGUAUCAGCACAGAAAGGUUGAACAAAUUUUAAAAGAAACUUUGGGUAAUAAAGUGGGCACCCCUACACCUACAGCUCCUGCAAUGAAUAGUGGUUGUGAUACAAGAACCUUUGAUGAUUACCUUUUGUCUUGGAAUGCUGAUGAACCCUUAAUUGGGCUCAAUUAUGUGAUUGAAUACCAGCGAGAUGGGGGAAGAGACCCAAUGUACGAAUGCACAUUAUGUGACUUCACAGGUUAUCUGCGCAUAUUUGUUUCGCACCUUGGUGGUAUCAAGCACAGAAUGAAUUACAUGUCAAGGGAAUAUCCGGAGAUGAUGAAGUGGGAUGCAAAUAAACUAAAGCAAGAGGAACUGUGCCUCAUUGUUAAAGAAAGAGCUGCUAUUAUUGAGAAAUUGGAAGGAAGGAGGACCAUAAAGGUUAUCAGAGGGCAGGAUCCACCCAGUACAAUUGGUGUAGUGAAAAGGGUUCCACUUCCAAGCAACCCUGGCCCAAUUGCAAAUCCUCCUCAGCCUUUGUAUCCACAGUUUAACUCUUCUGAUGUCAGAAUGAAUCAGGGUGGAAGCAUACAAGAGGGAAUAGAUUCUCAAAACUAUGCACACCAUUCCUAUCAAGAAUAUGGAUCCAAAGGUUGGCAGCAAGAAUGGGGAAGAAAUCCAUCUAAACUGGAACAAGAUUUGAUGGAAGGCAUAAUGAAUGCUAGAGAGCAGUCUCUGACAAGCGAGAUGAUGUAUUCGGUGCCGAGAAAUGAAGAAGGGCAAUAUAGAGCUGAUGUCAGAACUGCUGAUAUGUAUUCUGACUGGAGAAGAGAUAGUAAAGACCUAUAUGGAGAGAGCGUCGGAGCUAUGGACAGAUAUGCAGAACCGAGGAAAGAUAACAAAACGCAAUACCGAGAAAAUAUUUCAAGUGGAUAUACUGAUUGGAAAAGAGAUAACAAAGAACAAUAUGUAGCUGCCACUGUAAGUUAUGAUCAUUACUCUGAUCAACGAGGGGGGCCAUAUGGAGAUCGUGUACAAGAUUCAGCUGGAUAUGCUGAUUGGAGAAAAGUUCGCCAUGAGGAACCUGAAAAUGAUAUCCGGAGUUCAGAUAGGUAUUCAGAUAUAAGAAAAGAUGAUCAACUACAGUACGUAGAUGACAGUAGAGGUGCAGACUGGAGAAGGCAUGACAGAAAACAAUAUGAAGAUGAAUAUAGUGCAAGAGAACAGAUUGGGAAGCCUGAUCACUGGACAGAGCAAAAGGGUGAUUAUUCCAAACCACAGAGUUUUCCUGAUGCGAUUGAUCUUAAAAGAAAGAAACUCUAUGAGUAUUUGCAACGCUUUCAGAUAAAAAGUGAAGACGAUGCCAGUUUUGUUCUGAAGGUUACAAAGGCUUUCAAGGAUGCAUUGAUCAGUUACUAUCAAAAGAAAGAAACUGACCCAGCCAUGAGGCCAACAUUGGAUCAGAGAACUGCAAGAUCCAUCGGUAUACCAGAUGACUAUUCCAGAUAUAAACCUGAUGUGCCAGCUUCAGCGGUACGAGGCUCUGAAAGCCCGAGAGGCGGUUAUGAUUGGAAACAGGAUACUUUGGCAACAAACCUGAGACAGUCACUUGAAUCCUCAUCGUACCUAUCCUCUGCCACUCCUGCCAGAGAUUCUGCGUUGUAUUCCUCUUCAGGCAGGGGCUAUUCGUCAGAUUACAAAUCCAGUAUUCAGGAUGUAAACUGGGGCAUGAAUACAAGCACAACCAAUACCUACUUUGGUCGCUAAAUUCAUUGCAAGUUUGUAUACAAAAAAUAAUGGUUUGGGCUGUGCGUUCUGAACGUGGCACACCUGCAGCACAGCACAAAUUGAUCUCUUAGUUCUAUAACUUCCCUGACCAUCCAUUAUACUAUGUGUGCUUUUUGUAUUUGUUUCUUAAGUAGCUUGCAUCUCCUGAAAGGUUAGCCAUAUGACUUCUGCUCUAACCCAAGCUCACAAUUCAACUGAAAUUCAAUGAAUUAAUAUAUUUCUCUGCCACCCUCUUGACACUUAUUGAAAAGCAAGCAGUCAUGUCUAGAAGCAAUGUUAUAAAUAGCUUGCCUUUUUUCUCCUGUCAUUGAACACUACAUGUACACAACCUGAUGUGCUUAGAACAACUAGUUUCACGAGUGAAAUGUUAUUUUUAUCAACAUACUUUUUUUGUUCAUCUUGUGACUGCAUUUCCAUAGGCACGAGCAUCCACCACUCAAACUUUCACAUUAUCUGUGGACAGUUAGAUCAUGAUGGGCAUCACAUACAGGCCCCAUUCUGUCCUCACCUGACAUCAGCAAGCAUCUUGUUGAGCAGGGAUUAUUGGCAAUUGGGAACAGGAACCUGGCUGCCAGCACUGUCCUCCCCACAACUUCCAUAUCUAGGGAUACUGAGUUAUGUUACCACUAUUGUCUGAUGUGGGAUCAACCAAUUCUGCAGAGACCCAAAGCUUUUGUUGGGUUGUCUAGUUCAGCACCAUGCCAUAUGAUACAUUUACUCAAAAGUUUUUAAAAGAGGGAGAGAUACGGUUUUUCUACAAUUUUGUACUCAAAUAAGUUUGUAUACACAAUGCAAACAACAAUUGAUCUGUGAUGCCCAUAAGCCAAUAAAGUGAUCAUUUAGAAAUGAAACAUAGAUAUUUUAAUGUUCAAUUCAAAUGGUAAGACCAUUUUCAAAAAAAUAGUCAUUAAUAAAAAUGGUAACCUUUUUAUAAUCUUUAGUGAUGGGAAGCUUAAGAAUCUGUUGUUUUAUUUUUGUUCACUGAUAUUUAUCACACUGGUGUUCUAACUAGUACACUCAGCUCACAAAUUGCUUUUGUGCAUCAAAUGCCAAUAGGCAAUGCCAUUUGGAGAGGGGAGCAAAAAAUAAUGAUACAACUAUUUGAGCUGGUAUUGAAAUUGGGGAGAAAAUCUCCCAGCCCUGUUCCCUGAAGACUAGUUUGUGUUGAGUGGGAAGCCUUAAAAAGAGCAAACAUAAAUUUAUUCGAAAUUCUCUCCUGACAGUGUUGACUUGGGCAGUCUUCAGCAUGUACACAACAUCAGUUUACGAGCUAAAUGUGGCCACCAAUACAUGCAGCAUGAAAGCUAUGAUUUGGUUUGGUAGACAUUUAAUACAAUAAUAAAGAUGAGUUUCAAGGUAGUUAUGGCAUCAAAUCUAAUGCACUUCAAGCAGUGCGAGGUGUAGUUAAGUUAGGCAACUUGCCUAAAUCUAUAUUCUCUCCCCCCCCCCACCAUUUUGAAUUUAGUAGUAGGGGAAAAUGCUUCUUAUUUAUCUGGCUAUAAGUGGCUUGAUGAUUUUGGUAAACUUUUGAUACAUGACAGAAGUGUUGAAAGGCUACUUUUGGGUGAUUUAGAGAGCUUUAACUGUCAUGUCUAUUAUAUAUAUGGAAGAAACAUUGGGUGACUGAAACUGUUUUUCUGUUAGGCAUGGAACUACGGUGUGCAAGUCUGUGAGUUUAUUUUGUUAGUGUUGCGUUAAUUAGCUUGACUUUUUAAUUUCAAGAAUCUUGGUGUUCUUAUACACCCAAAUAGAAAUGUCCUUCAGCUGAUAGCUAUUUUUAUGUGCAAGUGUUUGUUAACUAAUCGUUUGAAUAUUGCAUUUUCCUUGUAGCUUUUAAAUUGCACCCUUCGUCAGUUGUAUCUGCAAAUUCACUUUGUAGUACAUAUUGAAUAUUAGAAAGCAGAAUUGGAGGAAUUUGCAUGAUCGUCGACCAUUUCCUCAUUUGGACUGUUCAGAGUACACAAGUAUUGUGAAUUUUGGCUAUUUUAAUACAAUAUCUUUCAAAAGAUUGUUGCAGUAUCAGAUUUGUAACUGAAUCAGACCCAUGAAACUCUUUCACUGAAUCGUUUAGCUUUAACUUGUAUGUGUGUGAAUUCACUUGUAAAAGUGAAUUAUGUCCUUAAGGAAUAACCAUCUUAUUGUUUUGCGAGCUGUAAUUAGAUGAGCAGUGUUUUGAACAUUGGAACAAUAUGCUAUUUAAAAUAAAAAAAACCUUCCCAUUCUUGAGUAAUUUAAAAAUGUGCUUUUUAUACUCAAACAUGCAACCAAAAUAUAUUGCUAAAAUGCUUUAAAGAUAAUGUAAGUGGUUCUGCUGAUGGCCAAGUCUGUUAUUCCACUGUUUAGAGCAUUAAGGUUCCAUGUUCAAUUCUCAGUUAAGUGUUAAGUUACCAAAUCUUAAUUAGGGCAACCACUUAAUUGAUUAUGGCACCCAUCAAUUAGGGAGGGGAAUAUUGACUAGAGUUCCUAUUUGAUCACAAUUCAAGGAUUCUUGCUAAAGUGCUUAGGUAUCAGCAUUGACUUGGAUUAGGGUUAAUCUCAACUAUCUUCCUGCACUUGAUUAAUUUGCUGAUGAUUACUUUGAAGAUAACUAGCACCCAUGCAUAGUAAGGAGGGGACAGGAGAAAAUUGCCCAGGAGGCUGAAAAGUGCAAGAGUUUUUAUCUCCAAUACUAGUGCUCUAAUAUGCAGACAAUUAGAAACAGAAGAAUAUCUAAGUAAUAACCACAACUCUUAAAUUGAACUUUAUUGGUGAGGAAUUUGGUUCUUGUGGCACAGCCUGGUUGGGCAGGAGUCAGAAGGAGGCUAUAUACUUUGCCACAGAGGAGCCAAAAUAUUGGUGAAUGAGAUACCUUGGGUCACGCAUGAAAUCUCCAGAUGGUUUAUUUUAGGAAUCUAAAUUAUGGCUGGCUGUUUUGUGAGGUAUGGAGUGAGGCCUGGAGACCCUGUUGGAAGGGCAGAAAAACUCGUGCAUGAAAUAUUGAAAUAUACAAUCUCCUGCGUUUAAUACAGAUUGAAAUGGCCAUUAAAUGACAAUACUUGUAUAGUAAAAUGUAAGACACCUCAUAAUUACUUUCCUCAUGGAUACACUCGACAUUGAUAGAUAACUUAAAUAUUAGAGAUUCAAAAUUGCGUGAAUCUGUUUUCUAACUAGGCCAUUUUUCAAUGUGUGAGGUAUUAUUCCACAUAAUGCACGUUGUACUCUGUUGCUAAGCAUCAACUGUGUGAGAUGUGACCUGUACUUUGAGGGUCAUAUGGUCUAAAUGCUAUUUCAUGCAAAAUUUGUUUAGAGGCUAUUAGAUCUUAAGAACAUCUGGCUCCUGAAGCAAGUUGGUUUAUUUUUUGGGAAAGUUUUUGUAGAUUGGAAGUGAUUGACUUUAUUUUUAAUUAUGAGCUUUGCACAGAAAAUACAUGAAGUGCAACAGGUCUGUUUUAAAAUAUGUAAGUGUAAAGUAUCUGGUAAAUAACCCUUUCAAAUUUUUACAACUAGUAUGAUAGUUGCAUUUACGAUUGAAAUGUCACAAACAUUUUUGAUUUUAUUUUGUGUUUUGGUGACAUGGCAGAAUAGAUAGGGAAAGUACCCUUUUUAGUGAGGAAUGUCAUUUUGUGAAAAUUGUGUAUUACUAUCCUUUGAAAGCAUGGUUGAUGCUAAGCAACAGUGAUGCUCAAAAUGUAAAGCUGCAGGAAGUGUGAUCUAUGUUCUGAUUUUUAUUUCUAAAAUUUUUGAAAAGUUCGUAGUGUUUCAUCAAUGUUUAAAUAAAUGUGAUGUUCACUUAGUUUUUGUGACUGUAAAGGAACCAAAAUAAACAGAAAAUUCAA